Molecule: messenger RNA, 1155 nt
Organism: Oldenlandia corymbosa var. corymbosa
Lineage: Eukaryota; Viridiplantae; Streptophyta; Magnoliopsida; Gentianales; Rubiaceae
Source: the annotation of a GenBank genome assembly
AUGCCCCAAUAUUGUGUUGAUUGUAGGAAGAUUGGCCACGAUCUUAAAUCUUAUCGACACAACACAGAAGCAUCAUCAUCACAAAAGAUAGAUCCUCAACCUUCCAAGCAGCCAUCAAAAAAUCAAACGCAAGGGCAUCAAUCAAAAUUAAACAAAUCGGUGCCGAAAACGCGAGACUCUAAUUUAUUGCCGCCGCUGAAGAAAACCGAUGCUGUUGUAUCAACUGUUGUCGCGAGUCAUCUGUUAAAAGACAACAAAGCUGGCGCUUCACAAUUGGUUAUUGUUGAUGCCGCCGCUGAUGAUGAAGCCGCCGGUGAAGCAUCUGCUGAAGUUGAAGCAUCUGAUGAAGCCACCCUGAUGUCGAAGCAUCUGCUACGCAUCUCGCUGAUGCUGCCGCUAAAAGCGAGUUCAACCUCCGAUGAACAGCAACCGGCUAUCGUUGCUGCUGCAUCUCUCGCUUUACCGCCAGUUGCUCAGCCAACGACGGCAGGAGACAAACCUUUUUCACCGCCGGUCGCUGCAAUGCCGGAUAUGGACAGCCGACGAGAGGGUUCCUCGAUUGUGCGGACAAUUGAUGGCUUUCCGCAAUCUUCUCCGAUAUCGCAGCCUUCUCCGCCGCGAGAUCUCCAUGGGCAAUUCCCCAAAAAACUCAGGAAAUUGGUGAAGGAUGGGUUUAUUAUCAAGAAACCAACUAAGAUCCACUCUCGGGCUCGGGCUCAGGCUCGGGUUCAUAGAAUGACGGAGGCCAAGAGAAAAGGUCGCCACUCUAGAUAUGGCAAACGUAAGGGUACAAGGGAGGCUAGGCUGCCGACAAAGGUUCUUUGGAAGAGGAGAAUGCGUGCGCUAAGGUGCUUGCUUCGUAAAGACGGAGAGGCCAAGAAGAUUGACAAGCAUAUGUACCAUGAUAUGUACAUGAAAGUGAAAGGUAAUGUCUUUAAGAACAAGAGAGUUCUGAUGCAAAGCAUUCACAAGACUAAGGCUGAGAAAGCGAGAGAGAAAACUCUGUCCGACAAGUUUGAGGCAAAGCGAGCAAAGAACAAAGCUAGCAGGGAAAGGAAACUUGCUCGAAGGGAAGAACGUUUGGCUCAGGGACCCGAUGAGAAGGUUCCUACUGCUGCCUCUAAACCUCCAAGAACAGAUGGGUCAAAGAAGUGA